AUUUACGGUAGUGUCAUUUCUAGGAUCGUAUGUUUCACAUAAUCCAUUUCUGAGGAUUUUUUGAACAGGGGUUAACGCCGUCUAUUGUACCCCGCCGCGCCGCCAGACGCCGACAUAAUUUUAGGCGUUGCCGCUGUCGAUAAAUAAAAUUCCCUAUACAUUCAAUAUUGAGACUCCGCGUCGCGCCGCCGCGCCAAAAAGUCACGAAAAAAAUUGGCACCGCUUCCGCCGCCGCGGAAAAAUUGGUCGGCGUUGGCCUCUGUCUUUGAAGCCUUUUUCUCAUCUUGUGUACAUCUGUACUGCUAGAUUCAAGAAUCGGAACCAGCUGUGCUAGUGAUAGAAAAAAACCCGCCAGUCCUGGUACUCGGAGAAAAUACCCGACUAUUCACGCUUGCUCAACCCAACAAAAAUGACUAAUUUAGAACGGGCCAGAGAAUAUGACCUCGUCCAAGGACUCAUAAGGGACAUGAGAAGGAUGUCGAUUAUCGUGGAAGAGCUUACCGUAAUCUUGGAUGCCCAUACCACCGCUCGCAAGCAUGCACCGGAGCGAUUGCCGAACGACAAGCAUACCUUUCGUGGCUCACUGUCCCUGUACACCACCCCUUCAACAGACCUGCCAAACAGUCAAGUAGGUGGAACCUGCUAUGCUAACGCGAUUGCUGCCGUAAUCCAUCUCGCGGCGGGCAGGAUUUGCGGGAGAAGCGGCAAUUACCCCGAUUUUCGUGCCUUGUUAAAGCAGAUCAUCGAUGAGUUCAAGUCCGAUGGGGCAAGCGUAGACGUGGUGCUCCCAAAAUAUGCUGCACAAUACCGGCUACAUAGUGGAGCUCUAUCUGGUGAGGCAGAAGCCCGGACUGCCAUCGCGCAAGGGAGAGCCCUCGUAGCAACAUUUUUUCUUACUGGAAUGAAGAAAGACAAGGAAGUUGAGGGAGAUCAAUGGUACAAUUUUAAACAAUUCUUUACAAAGAAUCGUCGCGGGGUAUUGAAAUCGGGGGAUAUUGGGUAUGCCAAAAGUAGUGAGAAAACUGGGCAUGCCGUUGUUCUCGUGGAAUGUUAUCGGGAUCACCUUGUUUUCAUGAAUUCGUGGGGGAAAGACUUUGCGGAUGGGGGGUUCUUCCGGGUUGAGAAUGCGGACGUCCUUGGGGUCAAAUUUUAUGAUGUUUGGUUCCUCGAAUCAGAUUUGACACUGGGGGAAAAGAAUGAAUAUGAGCACAAGUGCAUGCGUGAGAUACCCUGGCAUUUGAUUAACGACGCGUUACCCCUUUUAUCGAGCUUACUGGAUAUAGAUUCACUGUAAAAUCUUUAAUAAAGGACGUCUACAUAGCAAUCAGUAUUAUUGCCUG
Folsomia candida is the source of this 1340-nucleotide messenger RNA. RefSeq lists its product as uncharacterized. Lineage: Eukaryota; Metazoa; Arthropoda; Collembola; Entomobryomorpha; Isotomidae. The record is from RefSeq and is a predicted model, not a curated record. The coding region runs from base 410 to 1294 and encodes 294 amino acids. The transcript is spliced from 3 exons.